GGCCUGGGCACACCCUUUCCCCCCAGACUCCUCCCUGACAGGGUCCACCCAGCCAUGGACUUUGGACCUGGAUAAGUGGAGAGAAGCUGUGCUUUGGUGGAUCUGGUUCUCAGUUUUGGAAAUGGAGUGUUAAGUGGGGCCUUGAUGAUCUUCAGGAGAGCAACUGAGAGAAGAAAAGCAAGGUACUUGGCAUCUUCCUCGUCUCAGCCCAGAAGAAUAAACCCUUAGACUUGGGGAAGUGAGCCAGGCAAGCCGAAGGCAGCCUUGAGCCCUCCCCUUGCCUGCCCUCCCCUGUGGGGGCCAGGAUGCUGAAGAAGCAGUCUGCAGGGCUUGUGCUUUGGGGUGCUAUCAUCUUUGUGGGCUGGAGUGCCCUGCUGCUCCUCUUCUUCUGGACACGCCCAGCACCUGGCAGGGCCCCCUCAGACAGUUCUCUUGAUGAUGACCCUGCCAGCCUCUACCGAGAGGUGAUCCGCCUGGCUGAGGACGCCGAGGUGGAGUUGGAGUGGCAGCAGGGACUGUUGCAGCAGAUCGGGGAGCAUUAUGCUUUAUUGAGCCAGAGGUGGAAAGUGUCCACUGUGGACCCUCCAGCCUGGCCCCACAUGCCUGUGACCCCCUCACCAGCUGUGAUCCCUAUCCUGGUCAUUGCCUGUGACCGCAGCACUGUCCGGCGCUGCUUGGAUAAGUUGUUGCACUAUCGACCCUCAGCUGAGCAUUUCCCCAUCAUUGUCAGCCAGGACUGUGGGCACGAGGAGACAGCACAGGUCAUUGCUUCCUACGGCAGUGCAAUCACACACAUCCGGCAGCCAGACCUGAGUAACAUUGCUGUGCAGCCAGACCACCACAAGUUCCAGGGUUACUACAAGAUCGCCAGGCACUUGCACAACAAGUUCAAGUUCCCAGCAGUUGUGGUAGUGGAGGAUGAUCUGGAGGUGGCACCAGACUUCUUUGAGUACUUCCAGGCUACCUACCCACUGCUGAGAACAGACCUUUGGUGUGUGUCUGCUUGGAAUGACAACGGCAAGGAGCAGAUGGUGGACUCAAGCAAACCAGAGCUGCUCUAUCGAACAGACUUUUUUCCUGGCCUUGGCUGGCUACUGUUGGCUGAGCUGUGGGCAGAACUGGAGCCCAAGAGGCCCAAGGCAUUCUGGGACGACUGGAUGUGCAGACCUGAGCAGCGGAAGGGGCGGGCCUGUAUUCGUCCAGAAAUUUCAAGAACGAUGACCUUCGGCCGCAAGGGUGUGAGCCAUGGGCAGUUCUUUGACCAGCAUCUUAAGUUCAUCAAGCUGAACCAGCAAUUUGUGUCCUUUACCCAGUUGGACUUGUCAUACCUGCAGUGGGAGGCCUAUGACCGGGAUUUCCUUGCCCGAGUCUAUGGUGCCCCCCAGCUACAGGUGGAGAAAGUAAGGACCAAUGACCGGAAGGAACUGGGGGAGGUGCGGGUACAGUACACUACUAGAGACAGCUUCAAGGCCUUCGCUAAGGCCCUGGGUGUUAUGGAUGACCUCAAGUCUGGUGUCCCCAGGGCUGGCUACCGGGGCAUUGUCACUUUCCAGUUCCGGUGCCGGCGUGUCCACCUGGCACCUCCACAGACCUGGGAUGGCUAUGAUCCUAGCUGGAAUUAGCAGCAUCUGCCUUUCCCUGCUGGGUCUCCUUGCCAUAUCAUGAGUUGAGACAGGCAUGCAGUCCCUGGGCUAUACCAUCCUGUCAGUGGUUCCCUCUUGGGUCUAUAGAUCUUCCUUUUUUCUGCUCCCACCCCCCCCCCAGUGGCAUUCUAGUGCACAGAUCAUAAGAUGAGGGUUAUACUCCCGUUGUCAAGGGAGUCAUAUCAGGAGAACUAUUGUGUGGUGUAUUUGGGGGUAUUGAACAAGAAACCACUGUGUGGUAUGGGGACACUUGGGCUUGUUGGGGCCAGGAUGUCCUGAGUUCUCCCGAAGGGCAUCUGCAGAGAGCUUGGCAACUCCAGCUCUCUCCACCAGGCCUGUCAGUCCUGAGCUGGCUCCUGUCUGUGAGCCCACCUUAUGUACCUACCCUUUCUCCACCUUCCCCCAGUGUGGGGCUGGGCUAUGGAAGAAGGAAUGGGUUUGUGGCCAAAUGAGACUAACCAAAGAGGUUUCACUGUCAGGGUCAGAUUGGAGUUGUUGGGGUGCCAGGGGUCCCUGCCUCCUGGCUUCUCUUAUUGCUGACUCUCAGUGCUCUUUCCUGUUGCAUAGCAGUUUGUGCUUGGGAGAUGGGAGUGGAAAAGGAGAGCAGGCCUUCUCCUGGGUUAGAGCCAGCUGUCAAGAAAGGUGUCCGGAGGAAAGCCUGUACUUGGGCACCCCUCUUCUUGCCCAUGGCCCCCUCUUUUCUGAAAAUCAGUUCCCUCCAUGUUGUUUGGGAGGAUAAAGUGCCAGCCAGGUGGAAGACAGUGGACUGACUUCUGUGCCUCUUUUCUCCUGAGGUCUGGGAUAGAGGCUUCUCCCC
Peromyscus leucopus (white-footed mouse) is the source of this 2460-nucleotide messenger RNA. RefSeq names its product alpha-1,3-mannosyl-glycoprotein 2-beta-N-acetylglucosaminyltransferase-like. The record is from RefSeq and is a predicted model, not a curated record. Gene Ontology annotation, biological process: protein N-linked glycosylation. Gene Ontology annotation, molecular function: alpha-1,3-mannosylglycoprotein 2-beta-N-acetylglucosaminyltransferase activity. NCBI's taxonomy places the organism in Eukaryota, Metazoa, Chordata, Mammalia, Rodentia, Cricetidae. Gene Ontology annotation, cellular component: Golgi apparatus.